Molecule: messenger RNA, 1856 nt
Organism: Gekko japonicus
Lineage: Eukaryota; Metazoa; Chordata; Lepidosauria; Squamata; Gekkonidae
Gene: ORAI1
Product: ORAI calcium release-activated calcium modulator 1
Exons: 2
Coding region: 236-919 (227 amino acids)
Biological process (GO): store-operated calcium entry
Cellular component (GO): membrane
Molecular function (GO): store-operated calcium channel activity
Source: RefSeq, a predicted model, not a curated record
AGUCGGCCGGAGCGCAGCGAGCUGGAGUGUGCCGCACCGACCGAGCAGCCGGGCGCCAUGGGGGGGUGGUGAGCGAGGCGGCGCAGCGGGGGCCCUGCGGGAGGCAGCCAGCCAGCCGGCGGGACCGCGACGCCGCGGAGGAGAAGGCAGCAAGCGCCGGCCACCCCGGUCGGUCCCUGGGCGCGCCUGGCCCCCCUGCUUCCCGCCGCCGCCGCCCGCCCGCCCGCCGGAGCCCAUGAGCCUCAACGAGCACUCCAUGCAGGCGCUGUCCUGGCGGAAGCUCUACCUCAGCCGGGCCAAGCUGAAAGCCUCCAGCCGCACCUCGGCGCUGCUGUCCGGCUUCGCCAUGGUGGCCAUGGUGGAAGUCCAGCUGGAUGCCGACCACGACUACCCGCAAGGGCUCCUGAUCGCGUUCAGCGCCUGCACGACGGUGCUGGUGGCGGUCCACCUCUUCGCCCUCAUGGUCAGCACCUGCAUCCUCCCCAACAUCGAGGCCGUCAGCAACGUGCACAACCUGAACUCGGUCAAGGAGUCGCCCCACGAGCGCAUGCACCGGCACAUCGAGCUGGCCUGGGCCUUCUCCACGGUCAUCGGGACUCUGCUCUUCCUGGCCGAGGUGGUCCUCCUCUGCUGGGUCAAGUUCCUCCCGCUGAAGAAGAAGUCCACCGGAGAGGUCGCCGAGGCCAACAAUUCCAGCAUCUCCCCCGGGGAGGCGGCCGCCAUCGCCUCCACCACCAUCAUGGUGCCCUUUGGGCUGGUCUUCAUCGUCUUCGCAGUCCACUUCUACAGGUCCCUGGUGAGCCACAAGACAGACCGGCAGUUCCAAGAACUGAACGAACUGGCCGAAUUUGCCCGGCUUCAAGAUCAGCUGGACCACAGAGGCGACGCCCUCCCGCCUCCUGGCAGCCAUUUUGCAUAAAUAGCUGUGCGUUUUUGUUUUUUUAAAGCAAUUAUUUGUAUCUUAUUCUCUUGACUUGCCCGUGCAUGAACUUGGCUAGACUCUGGUGAUUUGUUUGGAAAGAGAGUGUAGAAGUACUGUGUCUUUUAGCCUUUUAGUGCUUUUCUGGGGGGAAAGAAUACAAUGCUCUGUACUUCUAACAUCAGGAGGGCUAACCUCUGGGGGCACAGAUGUUGGGAGCGGCAUCUGAACGAAAUGAUCAGGGUGCUAGAGCGGCCUCCCUAUGACGAUCGGUUAGAACACUUAGGGCCACUUAGUUUAGAAAAAAGGAGAGUAAGGGGAGAAGUGAUAGAGGUCUAUGAAAUUUUGCAUGGUGUGGAGAGAGAGAAGGGGGACAUAAUACUAGAACCCCGGGGUCAUCCGCUGAAGCCGAGGGGUAGGGGAUUCAGGACAGAGAAAAAGGAAGUAUUUCUUCACGUGGCCUAUUGUUAGUUUGUGGAACUCACCGCCACAGGAUGUGGUGAUGGCCGCCAGCUUGGAGGGCUUUGAAAGGGGAGUGGACAAACUCAUGGAGGACAGGGGCUAUCGUUGGCUACUGGUCACGACGACCGCUAGCCAAAAUGGAUAUCUGCGUCCUCCAGUACCAAAAGCCAUAUGUCUCUUUAAAUCAGUCGCUGGGGAGCGCAGGUGGGAAGAGGCGGUUGUGGUCAUCCUGCUUACGGGCUUACCAGAGGUAGCUGGCUGGCCACGGUGUGAACAGAAACGCUGGACUCGAUGGACUCAGGGUCUAAUCCAGCAGGGCUCUUCCUGUGUUCUUUUCUGCCUUGAAGCAUGUAUGCUCCCCUCCUGCCUCCUUUUCUCUGUGUUUUAUCUCAAAAAGAUAGAUUCCAGGGCGUAGCCGUGUUGGUCUGCAGCAACAGGACAGAGUCUGAGUCCAGUGGCACCUUUAAGACCAACA